Danaus chrysippus (African queen) is the source of this 420-nucleotide messenger RNA. The record is from the annotation of a GenBank genome assembly. Lineage: Eukaryota; Metazoa; Arthropoda; Insecta; Lepidoptera; Nymphalidae.
UUGGUCGAUCAGUUGGUCGAUCAGUUGGUCGAUCAGUUGGUCGAUCAGUUGGUCGAUCAGUUGGUCGAUCAGUUGGUCGAUCAGUUGGUCGAUCAGUUGGUCGAUCAGUUGGUCGAUCAGUUGGUUGGUCAGUUGGUCGAUCAGUUGGACGAUCAGUUGGUCGACCAGUUGGACGAUCAGUUGGUCGACCAGUUGGACGAUCAGUUGGUCGACCAGUUGGACGAUCAGUUGGUCGACCAGUUGGACGAUCAGUUGGUCGAUCAGUUGGUCGACCAGUUGGACGAUCAGUUGGUCGACCAGUUGGACGAUAAGUUGGGCGAUCAGUUGGACGAUCAGUUGGUCGACCAGUUGGACGAUCAGUUGGUCGAUCAGUUGGUCGACCAGUUGGACGAUCAGUUGCCCAACCAGUUGCCCGACUAG